AUGGAUGAUCUGAUGAAUGAUUUAGAAGCAGGAAUAACAUAUAAUCCUUCAAGAAGUUCAAAUAAAAAAAUGAAAAAACGUAAACAACUUGAUGCAUUAUUAAAAUUUCGUUUAUCUAAAUCUAAUCGAUUGUCAAAUGAAGUUGGUCAUACUUCUGAAGAUGAAUUAUUUUUACCAGAAAAGAAAAAUACUCUAAAUAAAUCACAAUCAUCACGAUAUCGUCGUUGGUAUAAUUAUACUCGACACAUUCUUUCUUUUUGUUUUGUUUGUAUUUUUAUGAUUGUCUGUGUUGGAUUAGCAUAUGCAAAUAUUGAAUUGAAGAAUGAAGUUCAAAAUUUAUCUUUACGUGUCACUGAAAUUGAAAAACGUUUUUCAAGCUAUGAAAUUAAUCGUAUGAUAUCUUUAAUUGAAGACAUAAAAACACGUUUUAAUGUGAUUGAAAGUUGGAAUGUUUCGUAUAUUUAUGAUCGAUUACAAAAAUUACAAGUAGAUUUUCAUCAAAUGAAAGGAAAUGCUCAUGCAGCUGAGUCAUCGAUGAAUAACGAAGAAGUAGAUGUUUCAUCAAAAUUGGAUAAAAUUGAAGAAAAAUCAACACAUAUGUCCGAACUUGCUGAUGAAUUAGAAAAACUAAGUCGUGAUGCUGAUAUAGUUACAGAAAAAACAAAAACAUUCGAUAGAAAUUUUCUUACACAUUUACUUGAACAAGAAGGACGAGAAAAUCUUCAACAAGAUAGAAAUCAAUUAGCAAAAAAUAUACUUUCAUUGAAUGAAAGUUUAUCUACAAAUACAAAUAAAUGGCAUGAAGAAUUAAAAUCUCUUCGCGAUGAACUCGCAAGUCUCAAUCAAACUGUAAAAAUACAAGAAUUAAUUGUACAUUUUCAAGAAUUAAAUAAUAUUGUUCAUAAUUCAACAGAAAAAACAUCAAUAAUUCUUACGACAUUACAAUCCAAUUUGGAUCAAUUGAGAACUCAAAUAGAUGCAUGUAAAUGUUCUAAAGAACCUUUACGAUUAAAACCAUCAGUUGUUGACAGUAAUCAAUUGCAGCAGAGUAUUGUCACAAAACCUAACACUAUUAACACAUCAUCGUCGUCGUCUUCUACGACAACAAGCACAGUGGAUGCUUCUACAGAAUUAAAUCAAUCAGAGAAAACCAAUUCUAAUAAUACGAUUGAUAUUGCUCAAAUUAUCAAUCCACCUCCAACACAAACUGGUUAA
Messenger RNA from Adineta steineri, 1215 nucleotides. The record is from the annotation of a GenBank genome assembly. Lineage: Eukaryota; Metazoa; Rotifera; Eurotatoria; Adinetida; Adinetidae.